AUGAAGGUUCUAUUGUUCAUCUCUGCACUGGUUGCAUUCAUCCCAGCUAUCCUUGCUGCAGCUGUGCCUCUUGAAUCCCGACAAGUUGGUGUAUGGGGAAAGCCUACUGAUGUUGCUGUCUUCUACUGCUAUAUGGAUGGUCAAUGCAUUGCAGCACGUCGAUUAUGGCAGCACUGUCAAACAGAAAUAUUCGAGUCUAAUGCUCCAGCUAGCAAUCCCGAAGUCCGCAAUGAAUUGAUCGCCUCGUGUCUUUGUGGAGCCAACUAUGUUGGAUUACUAAACCAAUGCCUUUUUUGUGUCAGUCUUGCGGGCCCGAGUAUGUUGGUCCGCGAUACCCAGACUACUUCUGCUCAGGAAAUGUGCGACAAGAAGGCAACUCUCUCUCAAUAUGAAAAAAAUUCAUUCCAAUUUGGUACAUCCUUGCAAUUUCCGCUCAUUUUGCCAUCUCUUUGGAUCGGUGGUACCAAUCUUACAUAUCUCGAUCAAAUACUCAUUGAGUAG
Molecule: messenger RNA, 501 nt
Organism: Sclerotinia borealis F-4128
Lineage: Eukaryota; Fungi; Ascomycota; Leotiomycetes; Helotiales; Sclerotiniaceae
Source: the annotation of a GenBank genome assembly